CUGGGAGUGAAAGAGAACGGGUGAUCGGUCCAUCUUUAGUGCUGCAUAUUUACAUCCACAGAUAUGUAUGAGGAGGCUGUCUGCUUCUCCUCAUCAGCCCGCUGGAGUGGUGCCAACCCGAGGUUUCCAUGCCAACCUGCUCCUUCGCCGCCUCCCGAGCGUCUUCUUCCUUCUCCUCCUCCUCCUCCUCCUCCUCCUCCCUCUUGUCCUUCACCCCUACCUCUCUCACUUCUCCCGCUUCCCACCUGCUCCCGCCCCCUUCCGCUUCGUUGUGCUCUUCGCGAGCCAGUGCCGCGCCCAGAUCUCGGGCGACGCGGAGGACGGCAGCUGGGAGCCCGGGUUCCACUGCGUGUGGCCUUGGCACAGCGUCGACCGCCUGGUCUCCAAGCAGCUGAUAGUGUUCGAUGCCCCCGUGAAGGCGUGCAAGACGAAGGACGACAUCAGCAUCAAUCUCGACACGCUGGUCGUCUUGGAGAUGGAGCAGGCCUUCGACUUCGUCUACAAGCUCGGACCCGACAAGUUGGACGACCUGUUGCGGGCCAUGCAGCCUAUGCCGCAGGCCACGGGCCUCGCGCCAGAGAGGCCCGGCGGCCAGAGGGCGGCCAGGGCCCCGUGCGGGGCCCUGGCGCCCGGCCUGUGGGACGUGUAG
This is a messenger RNA of Prorocentrum cordatum, 649 nucleotides long. The record is from the annotation of a GenBank genome assembly. Lineage: Eukaryota; Dinophyceae; Prorocentrales; Prorocentraceae.